CCGGUGCUGCUGGUGCACGGCUUCGGCGCGUCCUCAUACCACUGGCGCGCGAACGUGAACGCCAUCGCCGAGGCCGGCUACCGCGUCUACGCCGUCGACCUCUGCGGCUUCGGGCGGAGCGAGAAGCCCGUGAUGGACUACGACAGCGACUUGUGGGUCGAGCAGUGCGCGGCGCUCCUCCGGGACGUCGCGGGCUGCGGGUCCGGCGCGCGGGCCGUCGUCGCCGGCAACUCCAUCGGCGGCUUCACGGCGCUCGCGCUCGGGGCGCUGCACCCGGAGCUCGUGCGGGGCGUCGCGUCGCUCAACGGCGCGGGCCGCUUCGCGCCGCCGCCCGACGCGCUCGCGGCGCUGGGCGCGGCCGUCCGGCGGGCCGUCGUCGCCGCGGCCUUCGUCGUCACGAAGCAGCCGCUGCGCAUCCAGCAGGUGCUGCGCCAGGUCUACCCCGUGUUCCCCGAGCGGUGCGACGACGACCUCGUGGCGAGCAUCGAGUACCCCGCGCGCGACCCCAACGCGGCCGAGGUCUUCUACCGCAUCGUGUCGCGCAACGGCAACGGCCCCGCGGACCCCGCGCGCUCCGUCGACGCGCUCCUCGCGCGGCUCGCGGCGCCGCUCCUCCUCUGCUGGGGCGAGCGGGACCCCUGGGUCGUGUCGGCCAUCGGCGACCGCUACGAGGCCGCGGCGACGGCCCUGGGCAGGGACGUCACGCGCGUCUCCAUCGACGGAGGCCACUGCCCCCACGACGAGAACCCGGCCCAGGUCAACGCCGCGCUCCUGGACUGGAUG
Aureococcus anophagefferens is the source of this 783-nucleotide messenger RNA. RefSeq lists its product as hypothetical. Gene Ontology annotation, cellular component: chloroplast. Gene Ontology annotation, molecular function: catalytic activity. The transcript has 2 exons. The record is from RefSeq and is a predicted model, not a curated record. NCBI's taxonomy places the organism in Eukaryota, Pelagophyceae, Pelagomonadales, Pelagomonadaceae. The annotation marks the transcript as partial.